CCAAACCGAGGGGAGAAGGACGCAAAUCCUGCCACUUUCAGCAUGUGCUUGAACACAAGCCGAAUUCUCAGCUCUGGAUGAUCAUCUCUGCGCGCUCCGCUAGAGAUCUGUCGCAAUCCCACACUCGAUGAUCGAUCUUCGGCUUGAAGAUGCGCGCCAAUAGUUAGCUAUAUCUUCGCCCAUUGCUGUUUAAUGUAAGUCAUUCUUCAUGGCGUCUCUACAGCAGUCAAGAAUUCAGUCAUACCUGGAGAAGAAUAAAAUCGGACCAUUGUUUGAGGAGAUGAUGACCAAGCUGAUAACUGAGACACCAGACCACCCCAUUCCAUUUCUCAUUGGCCAUCUGCAGACCAAGCAGGAGAGUCCAGGCAGGAUUCAGAGGACACUGUCGGGUUCUGCUGCAUUGUGGGCUGAGAGCUCCUCAGAAUAUAAAGGCACACGACGGGACUCCAGGGGAAAUGAAAAGCCCUGGCAGAUCCAUCCAAAAAAGCCCAAGAAAUCAAAGAGUGACCUGGCUGUGUCCAACAUUUCCCCACCCUCUCCUGAGUCUAAAUCAUUGCCUCGUUCAAUACUGCGCCCCACCUGGGACUGGAGGACUAAACCUGAGAGUCGAGACUUUGAUGAGCUCAACCAGAUACUCCAGGAGAGCAAGAAGCUAGGCAAGGCCCUAGAGAACCUGUCCCGCAGCAUUGCUGUAUCUGAUGACUUUGACCUGGACCCCCGAGGGUAUAACUCUGUACUGAGGCCGCGGGUGGUGGGUGAGUGGGUGGGCCGUGAGGAGGAUGAUUCCGACCCCCUUGCCGCUGAAAUGCUUCAACCCCCUGUCCCCAGAGCAAAGACUGAGGGUUGGACAAGCAAAGACAACAGCCCUGUUGGAAGCUUGAAAAUGGAGACUAAGUGUAAAGGCCUAAAACAGCAGCAACAAAACCAUAAAAAACUUCUGGCAGCCAUGUUGUCUCAGGACUCGUUUGACUCCAUGCCUGACUCCGCCCCUUCCGUCACUGAGGAUGAAAUGGAGGAUGAGGAUGAUGCCAUGGAGCUGCUGGAGGAUUUGGAUGACCUGCGAAUGGAGGGGGUCACUGGCCUGGUGCCGUCUGGCAGUAAGUUUAGCCAGGGCCGCAGCUCCUACUGUUCAGAGCCCCAGGCCAAAGUCACUCUCAACAUCUGCUCAAGGUGUGCAAGGCUUCAAGGGGACAGUCUCACUCCUGCAGGACCAGAAGAACCCACACCUUACAUCCCAGAGCAAGCUGUCCCAGAAAUACCUUGUCUAUUACCCGCGGUGACAGAAACACUGACAGCAGCAGAAGACCUGCAGAAGGCCUCUCAGGUGACAGGGCAGCGUCACCCUGUCUGGGCAUCGGAUGUGAAGCCGAUCAGAGGCAUGAGCCCCCAGACAACCAGACGUACUCUGCAGCUCCAGGACUCCCUGUUUUCUAAGGAACUGGAGAACAUGGGCAAACAUCUCGCCGAGGUGGAGAAGGACUUGGCCAAGCUGGCAGAACAAGGAAAGCUCAACCGAAGUCCAAACAGCCCUCACCGGAGCUUGCUUUUAACCCCUCUCUUCCACACCACAAACACUCAUCCUGUCAUCGGACAGACGUCCAGACCACAGUCUCCCAGCAGCCUUUCCACAAAGACAGCAGGCCUGCCACUUUACAACACUAAACCCACAACCCUAGUCAUGGGCCGGACAUCUCCCAGCAAUCCCAGCAGCCGAGCCCAGACCCCUAGUGGAGCACGGACACCCAGCAGACCUGUGACCCCCAAUAGUCUCUUGCGAUCAUUCACUGCUGGAAGCCAUGGAAACACAGAGCGGGUGUAUGGACGUUCUAGAAGCAGACCUGUCACACCAACUGGACAGAUAACAAGGCCGAUCCUCACACCCCCAGGCCUGAGCACUACAGAUUUAUAUGGAGGCCUAUGGAGCACACUGACAGAGGAUGAGUUUUACCAGCAGUUGCAAGCAGUCAGGAAGCCCUGGCGCAUCCCUAGUGACACAGAGAGUGAUCCUCCUGAGCAGGACAAGUGUAAUCCAAGUGGAGUGAGAGAUGCCAGCAAAAGAUCAGUGUUCUCAGCUGGGUGCCUCUCAAGCAUGUGGCAGUUCAGAGUCAAGGUAAUGACGACAGUGUCUCCUGUGUGGUUUGACUCUUUGUGCCCAGCUGAGGUUUUACAGUUUGAGAGGGCAGACUGGCCCAUACAGUCAAUGCAGCCAAUAAGCUUUGUGGUGGAACUGGGCUAACCAACCCAAAGCUGGGUGCCGAAUCCUGUGACUUCAUCCAUAAUACUGUAUACACGCCCAUGUAUGUACAAAAUGAAAUGGAUGGCAGCUCAGACACUCAUUUUUCCAUUCUCACAUUUAUCUUUGACAUGUUCAAAUAUUAAAGGGUGUUUUUUAUGGUAAUUACUGAGGUUAUUAUGCUUAUUAGUGGUUAUAUUGAACUGAAGUCUGUCUCUGAGCAACUAAUGUUUUUGUCUUUCUGCAGGCUUGUAAUGAUGUGUAUAGAACACACAGAUUCAAUCAAACAUUUAUGCAAUUUAAAGGGGCAUUUGAAAAUUGAUUUAGCAAGAGACACUUAUUUUUUAAAUUUUCAGCAGAAGAUUGUGUACUUUUUCCACAGAAGUUAAUAUUUCUUAAAAAUGAAGGUAUUAUACAGUACAGCCAUUUAAAAUGAUAGAAUGUAGUAUGUUUAUCAGAAAAACAUAAGCCUGUACUUGAAUUUUCUCUCUGUUAGCAUGAUUCUUGUCUGUCCAUGAAAUGUUAUUAUUUAAUGCUGCCUUGCGUAAAUAAAUACAAUUGAUCACUUUAUGUGCCAUAUCAAUGGUUGGUAAUGGGGAUUUUAAUAAGCCCUUUUAAUAAAGGUAAGCAACACAGUAAACUAUGUUUUAUGGCAUUAGCAGACAAUGUGGAUAUUAGAAUUGUUCCGGUAUAUGUACAAUGUAAAUCCUCAGUUGGACAUGCACAGCACUGCCCUUGUGGACCUCAGCAUGACACUCUAUCAUUCCCAAAAGCAUUGUGUGUCUACAACUGGUGAGGACAGAUUUCUAAAGAUCAAAUUACUUUGACUUUUAUACCCACAGAAAAAUAUGUAGCCUGUUACCUGUUAUAUCCUUGU
Molecule: messenger RNA, 3110 nt
Organism: Myxocyprinus asiaticus (Chinese sucker)
Lineage: Eukaryota; Metazoa; Chordata; Actinopteri; Cypriniformes; Catostomidae
Exons: 15
Coding region: 209-2236 (675 amino acids)
Source: RefSeq, a predicted model, not a curated record